UGAAAAUAUCUUGCUUAAUAUUAUUGAAAAUGAAAUAUUUAACAAUUUGUUGAAUAUUUGUUCUUUACAAUUUUUAAAGGGAAAAAUAAACAUGAUUGCGAUAUAUAUAUAUAUUUAUUAUAUAGAUAAAUUGAUAGAUCUACGUUCUAAUAUUUAAAGAUUGUGAUUUUUUUAAUUUGACUUAUUUUUCACAUAAAUUCUGAAUUCAAGCAUGACUUGAUAGUCAUAAUAGUUAUAGUAGUAGUACAAUGAAAGCUAUGAUUUGACUUAAUGUUUUAAAUGUAAGUGAAGUCUCUUAUUUUUUGUGUUUUUUAAAAAUCCUUCUAUAACAAAGUGUUUAAACCCGUAUUGCCGUAUCAGUAUGGGCAGAAAAGUUGAAUUUGUAUGAACUGCGGUAUUCGUAUAGGAGUGGAGUUGUGGGUUAGCCACUGAAAGGCUUCAUUGUUGAAGUUGAAGUUGAAGGACAUGCAAGACUGACACUUCAUUUACAACACUUUUCAUUUCCUGACACGUUGCUUAACUCCAUCCUCUUUUUUACUAUUGGGAUACUCAUUCUUACAUCACUUUCUUCAUACACUAGCUGUACGACUAUCUUUUUAUUAUUAUUAUUAUUAUUAUUAUUUUUUUUUUAUUAGAGGUAGUAUGAGAGAAUGAAAAAAUUAGAUAAAAAUUAAAAAUGUGUUAUUUACUCCCGAGACCUUAACUCCUAUUCAUUGAGUGAUUCUCAUUUUGAGUUUUGACUUUAAAAUGUUAAAAAAACUAAAGUACUUUUAAUAUUUAGUCAAAAUAAAAUAUCAAUUACUCAAUGAAUUAAUAGGAGUAAUGACUUACGUUCAUAAGUUACUACUUCUUAUUAUGUUUUCAUCAUACGUACGAUGAGUGUGUUUGCUGUUCAAUACAUUUGAUGAUAUUUUCUUACAUGGUACUCCCUCCAAACUAAUUUAGUUGUCCCAUUUUCUUAUUUGGUAAAGUCUUUUUAGUUAUCUCAUUUCUAUUUUUGUCAAUAUUUUUUUACCUAAAUAUCCUUAGUUCACACAAGUAAUUACGAAUAUACCCUUAUAUAUCAUACUUAUCCAACUAUCCUUCACUACUUACCCUUUAUUACUUACCCUUUUUAAUGGACCUUACACCAUCCUUAAUAAACGUGCCUAAGCAAAUGAGACAUUUAAAUUGGUUCGGACAUAGUGGUAAUAUUACUUGUAAUCUUUGAAAAUAAUAGCCAUAGUUUUAAAAUUUUUUUUAUAUUUUAAAUUAUCUUUGGUUAAAGUUGUUAUGUAGUUGCUAAUUUUUAUCUCUGAUGUAGAUUUUAUAUAACUCUUUAUUAAUAAAUCAGGUAUUAUUCAAAAAAAAAUUCUUCUAUAUUUUUUCAUCAAUUUAUAUUUUAUAACUAUUUAAACACCUAAUAAUAUUGAACUAACCCACAACUACUUUAUGUCAAACGCAUCCAAUGUAAUAAUGUAUUGUAUAUGUAGAUGAGAAUAGAAAAUAGAUUCAUCAUCUAAUUUUAAAAUGUUAUAAAAUAAAUAAGAUGAAAAACGCAAAUUGAUAACGAAGAUUAAAAAUAAUACUUGUAAACUUUUAAUGGAAAAUUUAAAAAUAAAUUUAAUUUUGAAAAUGAGAUUUCAAAAACUAAACACUUAAAUUAAGGCAUCAAAUGUAAAAAUUCAAUUUUAAACACACAGAGAUAGGCAAGGAGAGCAAUUAGGGCAUUACCCCAAAAUCCUAAUAUAGUAAGUAAUUAGUACGUCCAUAAAUAACGCAUUUGUUGAAGUAUCUCUUUUGAUUUACUUCACAUCAUAGUAAGUCGUAACUGCCUGCAUACAGAGUAUCAUACAUAUACUCCAUAAUCAAAUCUUAAUUUAACUCUCAUUUCUCUAUUUCGCUUCAUUAUUUCCUUUUUUUUUUUUUGUUUAAUUCAAAACUGUUUCCCUAUAAAACAUACUCCUACAAUUAUGAUAUAAAUAAUUACCCAUAUUCAAAUUUAUUCGAAACCCAAAAAACUUGUAUUUCUCCUCCUUAAUUUCUUCAAACAAUUCAGGCGGUGUGAGAAGUGAAAAUGAAGAAGGGAAGUAACAAGUUUGACUCGGUGUACAUAGUGAGUCGACUCAGAUCACUUCACCUUUUAAUGGGUCUUGUUUUUGUUUACUGUUUCUUGAUGACUACUCAAUUUCCAGCCCUCUUACGCUUCUUGGAAAAUACCGAAACUCCACCACGUUUCACAAUCCAAACGUCAUGGCAGAAAAAACCGCCGGGAAUUAUUUCUAAUUUGGUUUUCACUGGCAGAAUUAGAAACGACGAUAAUAGCUCAAUUUACAAAAGUGGCAUGCAAGCAUGGUUAUUGGGCUCAGAAUUAUGGAGGCAAUUGAAAAACCCAAAAGGAGAUGAAGGGGCAGCACCAGAAACGGCGACGAGGUGUCCGGAGAAGGUUUCUGAAACAGAAACAGAGUUCAACGGGAUGGUGAAACUGCCGUGUGGGCUAACAGUUGGUUCACAUAUAACGGUAGUGGGGCAGGUGAAGAAGGGGCAUGAAGAGAAGGAACCGAGUAUAUCGUUAGGGAAAGAUGUAAUGGUGUCACAGUUUAUGGUGGAAUUGAGGAGAGAGAAAGUAGUGAGAGGAGAAGGAGCAGCAAGAUUGUUACAUUUUAAUCCCAGGAUAAAAGGAGAUUGGAGCGAAAAACCAGUGAUUGAAAUGAAUGAUUGUUACAGAGGUCAAUGGGGUACGGCCGUGCGUUGUGAAGGAUGGCGCUCUCCGUCCACCCAUGAAACUGUUGAUGGACAGGUCAAAUGUGAGAAAUGGAUCCGUGAUGAUGCAAAUCACUUUGGACAGUCCAAGGCUAGUUUGUGGUCGGACCGGUUGAUGGGACGGCGGAAACAAGUCGAACUGGGCUGGCCAUUUCCUUUCUUAGAGGAUAGUUUUUUUGUCUUUACCACUGUUGCUGGCUUGGAAGGUUAUUAUGUUAGUGUCAAUGGAAGGCAUAUCACCUCAUUUGCUUAUCGCAAUGGCUUUGACUUAGAAGAUGGCAUGACACUUCAUGUGUAUGGGGAUGUUAGUGUACAUUAUGUAUUUGCUGCUUCCUUGCCAACAUCAAAUCCUAGUGUGGCUCCUGAGAGGCAUCUUGAGAUGUUGCCCAAGUGGAAGGCUCGACCUCUUCCCGAAGUGCCUGUUGAUCUUUUUAUUGGUACAAUUUCAGCUGGAGACCAUUUUGCUGAACGUAUGGCAGUUCGUAAGUCUUGGAUGCAACAUCCCUUGGUUAAAUCUUCAAUUGUUGUAGGCCGCUUCUUUGUUGCACUGCAUGACAGAGAAGCUAUAAACAAGGAGUUGAAGAAAGAAGCCGAUUUUUUUGGUGAUAUAGUUAUUGUUCCAUAUCUCGACAACUAUGACCUUGUUGUUUUGAAGACUUUAGCAAUUUGUGAAUAUGCGGUGAAUAUGUUGUUGACAAAAUAUGUCAUGAAAUGCGAUGAUGAUACUUUUGUUAGGGUGGAUGCGGUGCUUGAGGAAGCAGAGCGCAUCAAUAGUAAGAAGAGCAUUUAUGUUGGAAAACUAAAUUAUAAUCACCAACCUCUACGUAGUGGUAAAUGGGCAGUAACAUACGAGGAAUGGCCAGGCGAAAUAUAUCCUCCAUAUGCAGAUGGACCUGGCUAUAUUGUUUCUUCAGACAUUGCUCAAUUUAUUGUGACAGAGUUUGAGAAGAAUAGAUUGAGAUUAUUCAAGAUGGAGGAUGUGAGCAUGGGGGUGUGGGUUGAGCAGUUCAAUAAGUCGAGGCCAGUGGAAUAUGUGCACAACUCGCAUUUUCAUCAGUCCGGCUGCAUUGAUGAUUAUUAUACUGCCCAUUAUCAAUCUCCUAAACAACUGAUUUGCUUGUGGGAAAGACUGCAAACUGAAGGGCAAGCCAUAUGCUGCAAUCUAUAACAUUAUUACCAUAUACAUACAUAUUUAUAUACCAAUUGGACAAUUUUUGGAGAAUUCAGGAACUAGGAUGUGAGGCAAAGAAGUUUUCAGUUGUAGAUAGUUUAUACUUGUGUAGUCAUCUUGCGCCAACAUGUAUACAACUAUACAAGGAAUUUUUGUUAGAACUUAUAAUGAAUGAAUUUAAAGUUAACAUUGAGUUAUUCAAGAGUUUAGCAAAUACAAUGCAAAUAAGAGCAGUUCUUGCAACGUUUCUGAACAUCAUAAUACUACUAUUUUGCUAAUGAUAUAGGUAAUCAGGACUACUUGCGUUUUUGGCGGCACGAAUUGAAGACUAAUGCACAAAUCAUCUUUCUUAUUUCCAGGUAUGAAUGCUCUCCAAUUUAUUCUGCUAUGAAGCAAGAAGCCCAUGUUUUAAUUUAAUCAAUCUAUUUAAAAAUGUUAGUCUUUCUUGCAAGUCAGACAGAUAUCAGAGUAUAUUGGACUAACAUUCAGUCCAUGAGAUAUUAUAAGACUUGCCUUUGGCAUGCAUUUAUGUUUGGUUAGCAAUGUCCUACACUCUUAUAAUGAUGUACAUGAUUGAACAUUUUUAAUAGUUCAUAAUUGAUGCAAAUGAUUAUGAUCAUUAGAUUAUAGGAAAAGCCCUUAUUUAUCAGUGUGUAUGAGGUCUGAUCCUGUUGAAGUGGAAGAUAAAGCAAGGGACUCAGUGAUUCCUUCUAAAGUAGUGGCUGAAAAGGAGGAAUCAUAUUCCGUAU
Messenger RNA from Amaranthus tricolor (Joseph's coat), 4662 nucleotides. Its product is annotated as hydroxyproline O-galactosyltransferase GALT6-like. Bases 2057 to 3910 code for a protein of 617 amino acids. Gene Ontology annotation, molecular function: carbohydrate binding; galactosyltransferase activity. Gene Ontology annotation, cellular component: Golgi membrane. The transcript has 7 exons. Lineage: Eukaryota; Viridiplantae; Streptophyta; Magnoliopsida; Caryophyllales; Amaranthaceae. The record is from RefSeq and is a predicted model, not a curated record.